Paramacrobiotus metropolitanus is the source of this 1475-nucleotide messenger RNA. RefSeq names its product syntaxin-5-like. The record is from RefSeq and is a predicted model, not a curated record. The coding region runs from base 374 to 1369 and encodes 331 amino acids. Gene Ontology annotation, cellular component: endomembrane system; Golgi membrane; SNARE complex. Gene Ontology annotation, biological process: vesicle fusion; intracellular protein transport; endoplasmic reticulum to Golgi vesicle-mediated transport. Gene Ontology annotation, molecular function: SNARE binding; SNAP receptor activity. NCBI's taxonomy places the organism in Eukaryota, Metazoa, Tardigrada, Eutardigrada, Parachela, Macrobiotidae. The transcript has 2 exons.
GUAAAAUGUUGUCUUCCAAGUUGGCAGCCAAUAAAAUUUUUCCACACACUGCUGAAUAUUAGCUGUUUUUCAUUUUUGAUUUAUUGAACUAACAAAGAGAAUUUCCAUAAAAAAGAUUACAAAGUUCUGUUUUCCGGAAAUUUUGCGAGCGAAGGGAUCGUUAUCCGUUGAUACUGCCUGGUGAGACGUGGGUGCACAACCUGGGGUUGACAGUUACACCUUCGGGGUGUUUGGAUUUAUUUGUUUUUGGGCUUGUUGCUGGUUGCACAACAGGCGCAAGCAAGAUCGCCAACUCGUUUCCGGAUCUCUUUUUGGACUUUUUUGUUUUUGUUUGAAUACUCCCGCAUUUACUGAUUGUGCUGCUCACCAGAGAAUGUCUAAGGACAGGACGCAGGAGUUCAGCAGUAUUGUCCGGAAUCUCCAGCAGAGCCAUCUGCAUCAAAAUGGAUACCGUGCACAUUCCCCUGCUGCUGCUGGCCAGACUGCCACCAGACAGCGACAAGCGCAGUUUGCCAAGGAGUUUAUGGGCUAUGCCCGGAAUAUUGGGAAAGAUCUGUCACAAACCUAUGCCAAACUAGAGAAACUCACGCUGUUGUCUAAGAAAAAAUCCCUGUUUGAUGAUCGGGGAUCGGAAAUCGAGCACUUGAGCCAGAUGAUCAAGGAGGAUAUACAGCAUCUCAACCAGCAGAUUUCUAAACUGGAAGAACUAAAAAAACACGGUCAUAAUGUCCAGUCGACACCUCGUCAUCAUUUGGAGUCGCAUUCGACAUCCGUUGUAAUCGGAUUACAGUCGAGUUUAGCGAAGAUGUCCACCAAAUUUAAGGAGGUUCUGGAGAUUCGUACGGAGAACAUGAAGCAGCAGCAAGAAAGACGCGACAAAUACUCUUCUUCGGUUCCAGCCAGCGAGUAUAUCCCUUCACGUCCUACUAACUCCAUUCUCCUGCAGCCGGAUAUUGUUCCUGGAGAUGCGCCGGUGUCCAUUGAUAUGUCCAGUUUGACACGACGCAAUACAUCGCAGCAGCAGCAGCAGAUGCAGCUGAUUAACGAGCAGGAUGCGUACAUUCAGUCCCGAGCGGAUGCCGUUCAGAAUAUUGAGUCGACGAUUGUGGAGCUUGGAGGCAUCUUUCAGCAGCUGGCACACAUGGUUAAAGAGCAGGAAGAAGUCGUUCAGCGUAUCGAUAUGCACGUGGAAGACGCGGAGAGUAACAUCGAAGCCGCCCACGACGAGCUGCUGCGUUAUUUUCGCUCGAUAUCAUCCAAUCGUUGGCUCAUGGCCAAGGUUUUUGGGAUCUUGCUGGUUUUCUUUUUUGAUUUUUGUGAUCUUUUUUGCUUAAUCAUUCAUUUUAAAUCGAGAGACUAUUCCAGAUGAACCUAGUAAAAGAUUAUUUAUUUCUGUGGAACAACUUUUAAGUUUAAUGUGAUUCUAUCAUGAACACGUUUUGGUCACCCGUUUUAUAAAUCGUAAGGUGUGAUUG